AUGAGUGCCCACAGUGGCUUUUCCGGCGCGGGCCGCGUUGGCAGCAGCUACCAUAGUAUUAAAGGCUACUCUGGCGCCGGCCUGCCGGGAAACCCGCUCGUGGAUGGGCACAAGUCCGAUGACCCGUAUGUGGUGGAGCAGCAGCGGUUGCAAGCCAUCAUGCGAAAUCCUUCGCUGCGCAUUGAGAGCGAUGGCUCCGCGGUGUACGACCCAAACUAUCUGCCCAAGCACAAGAAAAUUAUCUCCAUGGCACCAUAUGACGGUAGAGAGGAGUACGACCCCGUGGAGCCGCUCUUUUGGCUCACCUGCGCCAGUGUGGUGGGUUUGGGCGCCUUCAUUGUCUUUGUGAUUGUGUGUGUGAUGCGGUUGCCGUUUGAUGUCAUGUGGGGCUCACCCAUCUACGCUGCGGCCGGGAGUUGUGCCGGGUUUUUGUUUCUCGGCCUCUUCCUCUUCUACGCCUUAUCCUCGAAGGACGAGCGCAGCUUUGGACGCCUUCUUGACGGCCUCAUUGGCGCCCUCCCGUUUCUUCUGCUGGGGGCGCUGGUGGGUUACAUGUACAGCGGGUUUGUCAUCAUGAUGGUGCAGCUCGUCAACGACGACCGGGCGUCGCUGCACAUGCUGUGGUGGUUCGCCAUUUUCUCCGCCGUCCCGCCGUUCCUGCUCCUUUUUAUCCCCAUGUUUGUGGUGGCGAUGCAGGUGCAGGAGGCGUCGGCGAUUAGCGCGCGCAUCUUCAAAGGGAUGCCAAUGCAGCCCCCUGGCUACAUCCCGCGCACCAACAACAUCGCCCAGUACAUUUUCUCCGCCCUCCGUCGAUUUAUUGUUGGGUUUGCGAUGGGCGUCGGCCUCGCCGCGUACUACGCCGUCACGUGUUUCGCGCUCGGCAUGCUCGGCUACGGCUUCUAUCGCUCCACCGAGGAGUACUACUGGAUUCCCAUAGUGGUGCUCGUGCCGGUGGCCCUGCUGCUGCUCCUUGUCGUUGGGCUGCUGCUGUACUUCGCCCCGUACGCGCUGCAGUGCAUCCUCGCGCCGUGGACGCAGCCGCUUGUGGCGUGGUCGCCGGUGGCCCUGCGUUCGGCUUACUUCCCGCGGUACUACACCGGCGUCACCGUGAAGCAGAUGAUUCGUCAGACAAACCGCACAACGCGGCAGGCGGGGCAGCUCCACGUGCGUGGGGAGUACGCGCGCGCGGAGGAGUUGUACAACGACGCCGACGCCCAGCGCGCGGAGAUUGAGAUGCGCGGGAUUGAGCUGCGUGAGCGCGACCAUCGGGGGUGGCGCAAGCUGCAGACCCAGCAGCGGUCAGGCGUUGUACGCAGAAACAUGCAGAAGAAGUAG
Molecule: messenger RNA, 1335 nt
Organism: Trypanosoma conorhini
Lineage: Eukaryota; Euglenozoa; Kinetoplastea; Trypanosomatida; Trypanosomatidae
Exons: 1
Coding region: 1-1335 (444 amino acids)
Source: RefSeq, a predicted model, not a curated record